GGGCGGUUCCGGGGCGGCGGCGGCUCCGGCGCACGGCGGCGCUUCCGCUGCGGGCGGCGCCACCAUGAACUACAUGCCCGGCACCGCCAGCCUCAUCCAGGACAUCGACAAGAAGCACCUGGUUCUGCUGCGGGACGGCCGGACGCUCAUCGGGUACCUGCGCAGCAUCGACCAGUUUGCCAACCUGGUGUUGCACCAGACCGUGGAGCGCAUCCACGUGGGCAAGAAGUAUGGGGACAUCCCUCGAGGCAUCUUUGUUGUGAGAGGAGAGAACGUGGUUCUGCUGGGAGAAAUAGACCUGGAGAAGGAGAGUGACACACCUCUGCAGCAGGUCUCCAUCGAGGAGAUCCUGGAGGAGCAGCGUGUGGAGCAACAGGCCAAGCAGGAGUCGGAGAAGCUGAAGGUGCAGGCGCUGAAGGAGCGGGGCCUGUCUGUGCCACGGGCAGACACGCUGGAUGAGUACUAGAGGUGCUGCCCCUCGGACCUUCCCCCCAUGGCACAGCCAGAGGGGCCUCGUGAGCCUCCUGCACCUGAGCACAUCUCUGGAAAGGUGGUUUUUCUUUUCAGGUUGUUUUCUGUGGCACAGAUAACUGUUAAAAAGCCCAAAUGCUGCCUCAUUCCUCCUUGCAGAGAAGGAGAGGCGUUGGGUGCCCUCCGAGGCAGCCGGGGCACUGGGGAGGACCAGCCUUUGUGUUCAGGAGCCAGAUCUUCUGGUCCUCUGGGUUUCUUUGCUGCUUCUUCCUCCUCAUGUGACUCUGGGAGAGAGUUUUCCUUGACAUGUAAAUAAAUCCUUGAUCUGAA
Messenger RNA from Colius striatus (speckled mousebird), 801 nucleotides. It is a transcript of the gene LSM1, whose product is annotated as LSM1 homolog, mRNA degradation associated. The transcript is spliced from 4 exons. The coding region runs from base 65 to 466 and encodes 133 amino acids. The record is from RefSeq and is a predicted model, not a curated record. Gene Ontology annotation, biological process: deadenylation-dependent decapping of nuclear-transcribed mRNA. Gene Ontology annotation, molecular function: RNA cap binding. Gene Ontology annotation, cellular component: Lsm1-7-Pat1 complex; P-body. Lineage: Eukaryota; Metazoa; Chordata; Aves; Coliiformes; Coliidae.